Cydia fagiglandana is the source of this 770-nucleotide messenger RNA. RefSeq lists its product as uncharacterized. The transcript is spliced from 7 exons. NCBI's taxonomy places the organism in Eukaryota, Metazoa, Arthropoda, Insecta, Lepidoptera, Tortricidae. The record is from RefSeq and is a predicted model, not a curated record. The coding region runs from base 210 to 770 and encodes 186 amino acids.
AAAUGUCAUGGCCAAACUGAUUGAUGUAUUGAAAAUUAUGUCAAAACAUAAAUAAAUGGUGUAAAACAUUAUAAACAAUACAAAACAUAACAUAAUGACCAUCGUUACCUAAAUAAUAUUGUUAUUGUUUACUCAAAAGGAGGAGGAAAAUUGGGCGUCGGAAAGGAAGCGUUUAAAAACAAUGCAUCCGAACACACAGGCGCAGACCAAUGUUUAUCAAAAUCCUUGUUUUGAUUAUAGUCUGCGGAGCCCUAUAUAAGUUGGUGCGGUCCCACGGCUGCGGCGCGUCGUGCCAGAGUCGCGGAGUCGACUCUUCCACCAUUUGCCACUGCGAGUGCGCCACGUGCCCGUGCUCGCCGUUACAGGCCUUCGAUGUUAUCCCAAAGACAUUGGAGAAUUAUUACAAUCAAGGAAAAGAUCGCGUGAGGGAGUUCCAGCAACAGGCAGGGUCACUCGCACGAUAUGUUACCGCCAGUCCAAGACGACCCAAUGAAUCUACGGAUGUCGAAACAAAAAGUGCACAAUACUCACCGAUCACGAUGACAUCGCCCUUAGUGAUUGACGAGUCCCAUCGAGCUUCGCACCACAAUUUCGAUCCCCCUUUCUGCACGCCGGAGGCCGAAAGAGGCCGAUCUAGACCUUCAACAAGCAAAAUAGAGGAACCCGCCAGGAUCCCGGCGGCGUGCAAGAGAUGCAAGUCAAAGGGGAUGACCUGCAUGCGAUCCUGUCCCAGAGCUAAAAAUGUUAACACUGCUAGCAAUACGGACUAA